AUGAGCUUGAGAAACAGCCCAUCCAGGGGGAGGAUCCAUAGUCUAGCCGUGAUAGCGACGGCCUUCAUAUUCGUUUUGCACAUGUACGUUGGUGUAUACGAAAGUGCGUCUUUUUACCAGCAAAUACCCAUGAUUGGCACGUGGUCUACUGAGUCAAAGUCCCGUGUGGAGACAGACGACACCAAGCGCGCUACCCGCAAGCAUUCCAUGAGAGAGAUUGUGCCGGAACCAGUUCCUCGACCUUUGAUUGAAACUCUCGUUACUGGACAAAACGUUACAGGGGACGUUGCGUGGCUCCUGAAUAUGGCGGUGCUGGGAUUCUCAAAGUGCGGUACAUCCUUCAUGAUGCGCUAUCUCGGUCGACACGAAGAAAUAGCCAUGCUGACUGACGGUGAACACUGUGAGCUGACAAGGCGCAAUGAAGAUUCGGCCCUUAUCAAGUCCUUGAUGGAUGGGCUUCCCAGCGGAAAGAUAGCGCGCGGCUUGAAAUGUCCUAUCCAUUUGGAAAGCCCCAGAGCCAUGCAGAGCUUCUCCCGAUACUUCCCGAACACAAAGAUAAUUGUUGGAGUCCGACAUCCCGUCCUUUGGUUUGAAUCCUUCUACAACUAUCGGCAUCGAGACGGUAAGACCCAGCUGCUGCCAGCCCAGGAACUGAUUGGAAAAUGUGCGGAUUUGGGGCCCUUUGAAAAGGUGGCUUCGGUCUGUACCGAAGGAGCCAAGUUCCACGAGCCUUUGGCUCGCUUGGGAAAGACGAACAUGCAGAGCACAGAUGAGCGACAAUACUUUUCGGCCGACGCGCAGAAUGUUUCAGACACCGAUGCUUUCUCCGGUAUGAAAGAUCUUCGUAACUUCCUGCAAGUCACAAAGCCGUUCCAGCCGAUGGUGGUAGAGCCCAAAAGACUGCAUGACGGAACCCGUAUUGAUAUCUGUGACCCCGAGUACAAUCAUUUACGCGAGGUACUUGUGGAUACUGGAGUGAAGGCGUCGAGAUGGAUUCGGCGAUUUUUUGUCCAUGCCGAAGGCGUGACGGUGUCGUCUCCCAAAUUUUUGGACCAGGUGUUGGCCAAGUGGGAAGAAGAUCCGUGCGAAGAACGCCGGGCCGAGAAGAGCUCCGCCCCAUCCCCUUGAAUCAGAUUGCCAUGUACAAGUUGUAGGAGUCGUCCAGUUGAUAAAUUAUGCAGGUAUUGUUCGACCGGUACGCAUCAUGUUACU
Phaeodactylum tricornutum CCAP 1055/1 is the source of this 1212-nucleotide messenger RNA. RefSeq lists its product with no specific name. The transcript has 4 exons. NCBI's taxonomy places the organism in Eukaryota, Bacillariophyta, Bacillariophyceae, Surirellales, Neidiaceae. Bases 1 to 1128 code for a protein of 375 amino acids. The record is from RefSeq and is a predicted model, not a curated record.